AUGGACCCCAGACUAGUUACCGAUAGAAGAAGCAAGCGCUUCCUCCCGAAGAAGCGGUUGAGAAAGCUCUUGCGAAACAACAUAGAUGGAAUAACCCGCCCCUCGAUCCGUCGUCUUGCCCGCCGUGGUGGUGUCAUCCGAAUCAGCGCGGACGUUUAUCCGGAAGUGCGCAAGACGGUCAAAAACCGCCUUACCGAGAUCAUAAGACAAAUCAUCCUCGUGAUGGAGUCGUCCACCACUCCGGGCCACGAACGCAAGUUGGUCAGAACUCAAGACAUUCGUGUACUGACAUAA
Molecule: messenger RNA, 294 nt
Organism: Aspergillus niger
Lineage: Eukaryota; Fungi; Ascomycota; Eurotiomycetes; Eurotiales; Aspergillaceae
Exons: 7
Coding region: 1-294 (97 amino acids)
Biological process (GO): nucleosome assembly
Molecular function (GO): protein heterodimerization activity; structural constituent of chromatin; DNA binding
Source: RefSeq, a predicted model, not a curated record